Molecule: messenger RNA, 1857 nt
Organism: Rhagoletis pomonella (apple maggot)
Lineage: Eukaryota; Metazoa; Arthropoda; Insecta; Diptera; Tephritidae
Product: myotubularin-related protein 10-B-like
Exons: 2
Source: RefSeq, a predicted model, not a curated record
UUUCUUCGAUUUCGAUUUUAUUAAACAGUACUUUUAAAAACGACACUGCCACUGCGCUCUUGUAGUUUGGGCUUUACGCAGAAAUGCUUCAAUGCAAUGCCACCCUGCAGGACCGAUUUUAGGAAUGUCAUACAAAGCAUAAAAGCAAAAGAAUUUCGGGAACAGUGGGUAAAGGAAAAAAAGUAAAUUUAAGGUCUGCCGUUUAGUGAAAAUUAUAAAAAUUGUUCAGAAAAGCGAUAUUAUUUAUAGAAAUGUACUGUCAAUAAUGAGGCGUUUACCAGACGUGAAAGCAACAAAAAAUUAAUUAUAGAUUUCUCGGCACCAUAUGAAAUGCCAAAAUGUUGACGAUGACACCAUACGAAUAAAGAAAACAAUCCAUUUUACGCGACGGUAAGUUCUAUCAUUACUUAUCUCAUACAAAGCAGAGGCUAGCGACAAAAACAGCGAACCAAAUAGAUUUAACCUAAAGUACAGUCGCUGACGCAGAGGGCGGACGCAGUAAUUGUGCGGCAGUUUGCAACACGCCCGCCCACUAAGCACCUCAAUACCGUAGCGAUACAACGGAAACCACCAACACAACAGAACAACCACAAUUAAUAAGGCAACAAUAUUUAAUAUACCAAGCAUUAAUAUUCAAACAACGCACAUAUUUACACAUUGGAUUUGAGGACGGUGACAUUAGCCAGAGGAAGAGUGAUAAUAAUAACAAUCGUACAAUAAGUAAUUAACACCAAAUAUGGCUAGCAUAUCCGACCGGAAACGAAAUACGUUUUUAAGUUACGUUGCACCCUCUCCGGGAGAUAUUCCUAGACAAGAGGGCAGCGAUGAUUGGCUUCCAACAGAGCUGCGUGACCUUCAUUUAGCUAAACCGCGUUUGUUACCCAAUGAACUUGUUGUAGCAUCAGCACCUGCAUACCUUUUUUCUGCGAUAAUGCCUGCGCCUACUGAGGGCAGUGAACUCGAUAUGUCGCGACAGGCGGUAUUUGGCUUGCUAAGUGUCACGAAUUUUAAAAUGGCAUUUGUCCCCCUACAGCGCCAACAGCAAGAAACUCUUCCACAGGAAUCAUACCAGGAACACUUAUAUCUCCAACGCAACGAUGUGACACUCAAUAAUAUUGACUACGUAUACCAGUUAGCGGAGGGUGGUAGAGUAAGCGUACGAGCACUCAGCGGCGGUAACAAACGCAAAAAACUCGAUGCACAGCAAAAAGUAAUGAGUAGCCGCAUCACAGCACUUCAUAUUAUUUGCAAGAACUUUCGACUCCUCAAAUUCGCCUUCCAGCAGUCGAGGUCUGGUUCUGAUUAUGGUAAACUUAUUGCUUCGGCGCUGGCGCGAUUCGCCUAUCCAUCACGCCAUGAUCUGAGUUUCGCAUACUGUUACCGUGAGCCAUAUUAUUCCAUGUUGGGCAAAUCCAGCGUGACCAUGUACAGCACAAAAAACGAUUGGGCACGAGAAUUAAUUCGAUGUGGGGCCAAUGAGUGGCAGGUUGUGAGUGCCGAAAAUGUGCCCCAAUUGCAAAAUUUAUUACAAGCACCAAAGUAUACGCUGCCUCCUCACUUUGUCAUCCCUAAAUGCUGCACAGUUGACAGAUUUCUAGACCUAUCCCGAGCAUUCUACGACUCACGGGCGGCUUUUUGGGUAUUUGGUUAUGGUAACGCAUCGUUAGUCCGUUUGGCCGAAUUGAAGCCUGCGAUGCAGCAAGACACUAAAGUCGAGAACGUGACACUUGAGCUGGUAAGAAAAUGUGAUGAACGACGCACACUUAAACUGCUGCAGUUGACAGAUCGUCUUCCUAGUAUCCAAGAUGUGCAAAGGGCAUAUCUGAAGUUUCGACGCCUAUGUACGCCCGAAAGUCC